AUGGACAUCAAACAGGAUCAAAAUGAAACACUACGGAAGUAUACCGCCCGGUUCAAUCUCGCUGCUCUGGAGGUGCCAGAGGCGGAGUCACAGAUAAAGAAUUGUGCAUAUGUCAAAGGAUUGAAGCCGGGGCUUUUCUACGACGAAUUACAAAUCAGACCAGCAAGAGAUUUCGAUAAUAUCAUGGCAAGGUUACCAGGGUAUUUACAGUUGGAGGAUGCCCGGAUGGCGCGAAAGGCUGAAAAUGAUAAACAUAAGGCUAAAAGGGCCGAAGCUGCACCGGAGCAGAACAAUAGGAAUCAGGACCGGGCACCCUUCAGAGGGUUGCCCCCUAGGAACCAGUCGUUUUUCUGGGCACCGAGCACUUAUAAGGACGGACAGCCACAGCAGGGGCCCAACAACAAGUUAUGUGAAUACCACAACGCCUACGGGCACUACACUAGAUACUGUGGACACCUCAAGCAUCAACUGGAGUUCUUAGUGCGCCAGGGCAACUUGGACCAGUUUAUCGCCAGGGGAAAUGAGGGUCAGGGUCAACCGCCGCAGGGAAACGACCACAGACAAGUUCAAGGGAAUGACCGGGAUCGAUGCCCGGAGGAAAACCGCGAUCAACAUAGAGGAGCCAUGCAAGGUCGGGCACCUCCCCACCCGCCCAGAAGGGAAGUGCACAUGAUUUUCGGCGAGAAUGGGAUACCAACUUCCAAUCGAGCCAAGAAACAAGUCGUGCGGGUGGUAAGGUCAGGGUAUUAUCCCAAGCAAGUAAUGGUCACAGGUACAGCGGAGGUGCCGGUCAUUACUUUCGGGUCAGAGGACCUGCGUACGCUCAUGUACCCCCACGAUGAUGCACUGGUCUUCACAGCAGAUAUAACAUCUUGCAUUAAUAUGGGGAUUGAAGCUAAUAUCGAGCCCACGAACGCCCCUUUGUUCGGAUUUGGGGGGGAAAUCGUCAUGCCGCUGGGAUUCGUGGAGCUACCGGUCACCCUCGGCAGGACGGAUGCUUGCAAAACUAGGAUGAUAUGA
Molecule: messenger RNA, 1020 nt
Organism: Salvia miltiorrhiza (redroot sage)
Lineage: Eukaryota; Viridiplantae; Streptophyta; Magnoliopsida; Lamiales; Lamiaceae
Exons: 3
Coding region: 1-1020 (339 amino acids)
Source: RefSeq, a predicted model, not a curated record